UUCUAUAUUCUAUAUUCUUCAAUAUUCCAAGCUAGACGACAUUUCUAGUUCUCUAACCAAGUGAAACUUUCAGUGAGGAACUGUACCUGCCUCUUAGCGACUAGGGAUGCCCAGCAACACGUAUCAACCUGAUCAUGGCGACCUGCAUCAGUUUCACACUGUGGCUUUUCCUGGCCCUCUUAUGAGCAAUAAGAUGCAGAAAGAGGACCUGUUGAAGUUUAUAGAGUGCCAAGUAGAGGAGUCUCUCAGUCGGAUUAAAGAACUUCACCAAAUGGAGGCCUACUUCUUUUGGCAGAUUAUGGACUUGUUCUGCCGUCAGAACGGAGAAGUGAUGAUGGCUCAAGUCACCACUAUCCUCUUCAAGGGAGACGGCUUAAUUAAGAAGAAGCUGAGAGGAACCGAGGACCUGAAGUACUGGUUCCUUUCUCUGGCGCAACUUUUGUGCUCCUCUGCCCCAGAUGAUGAGCGAAGAGAAGCCGUGAUUCAGAUGGGAGAUGAUCUCGCCUUCAAAGGACUGACGUUCGCAGCGCACAUCUGCUACGUGGUGGCAAAAGUGGAGCUGGGGACACGUAGUCGAUUCGAAUUGAUCGGAUGUGACAAGUAUUUUGUGCCAUUCGGUCUGACAGUCCUGACUUCAGCCGUUGAGAGAACCGAGGUUUACGAGUACGUGCUGUCUCUGACCUCAGGCCUGGCCCAGCCAAACUUCCAGAUCUUCAAGUUGUCUCACGCCAACCGGUUCGCCCAGGCUGAAUUUCCCAAGGAAGCCAUGCAGUAUUGCGAGACCAUCGCCAGGGCAGUCAUCACUUUCCCCGGCAGAAUCAAAAGAAGCUUUGUUAAACGGCUCGUUUUGCUGUUUAACAUGCUGCAAGAAGGGGCAGAAGGACAAGAACCUGUGUGGCUGCUAGAGCUUUGCCAGCUGUAUAAAAUCAAAGCCACUGAUGCAGAUGCUAAUUCUGACUCAGAGCAAUACUCAACAUCUACCGGCUCUGAAAUGGAGUGCAACUUUCAGACCUCAGAAAACAGCUCGAUGAGUGACAAGACCAUCGCUCAGCAGUCUCCUGACGUGGAGCGGCCUGACCCAGAGAUCGUGUUUGCGUCACGGUACACCACGGGAGAGCUGCUGAGGAUGGGAAGCUUCGGGUCUGUCUACGCAGGCAUCCGUGUGGAAGACGGGAAAGAGGUUGCCAUCAAAACGGUGGGCAAGAACAUCGUGACCAACAUCUUGAUCGAUCCCAGAGAGAGGCGUGAGCUGCCAUUGGAGGUGGCUCUAAUGGAGAUGGUGUCCAAGCCACCUCGCUGCAGCAACGUGGUGGAGCUGCUGGACUAUUUCGAAAUGCCCGAUCGCAUCGUCAUGGUCCUGGAACGACCCAGCCCCUGUAUGACCCUCAGAGAUUUCGCCAGACUUCAGGACGGCUCUCUGACUGAAGCACAGACACGAGACAUCAUGCAGCAAGUGGUUCAAGCGGCUCGUCACUGCUGUGACCGCAAAGUGUUACAUCGCGACAUCAAGGCCGAGAAUCUGCUCAUCAAUACGGACACGAUGCAAGUCAAAAUAAUAGAUUUUGUCUACGGAGACUUACUGAAGGACACACCGUACAGAAAGUAUGCAGGCACUCGUGCUUUCUGUCCUCCUGAGUGGCUGAUGUUAGGAAUGUAUGAGGGCAUUCCUGCUACCAUCUGGGGUCUGGGAAUUCUGAUGUACAACUUGGUCUGUGGAAACUACCCCUUUAGAUCCGACAGAGACCUUGAAGGCGGUCGACUGGACUUAUGUCCUGGUGUGUCUCGAGAUUUCUUCGAACUGAUGAUGUGGUGCCUGGAGUUCGAGCCUACUUUGCGCCCGUCCUUUGAGGACAUCACCAGGCAUGAGUGGUUCACGGAGGGAGUCCAGAUCCUUUCUGGAACCAAUGAUGUGGCAACAGCCUGACCAUGUACUGCAAAACACACACACACACACACACACACACACACACACACACACACACACACACACACACACACAAAUAAUUAAAAAAAACAAAUACAAAUGUUUUAGACAGACAAUAAGUGUUAUUCUGUGUCUAAAACAUUUCUAUUUGUUUUUGUUUUUUUCAAUGUGUUGUUUGCUUUGUCAUAUUAAAUGUAGAAAAAGAUCUGACAUGA
Ictalurus punctatus (channel catfish) is the source of this 2139-nucleotide messenger RNA. Its product is annotated as aurora kinase. The record is from RefSeq and is a predicted model, not a curated record. The transcript has 15 exons. Bases 107 to 1924 code for a protein of 605 amino acids. Gene Ontology annotation, molecular function: protein serine/threonine kinase activity; ATP binding. Gene Ontology annotation, biological process: regulation of mitotic cell cycle; negative regulation of apoptotic process; protein autophosphorylation. NCBI's taxonomy places the organism in Eukaryota, Metazoa, Chordata, Actinopteri, Siluriformes, Ictaluridae. Gene Ontology annotation, cellular component: cytoplasm.